Cryptomeria japonica (Japanese cedar) is the source of this 1286-nucleotide messenger RNA. Its product is annotated as chlorophyll a-b binding protein CP29.3, chloroplastic. The record is from RefSeq and is a predicted model, not a curated record. Lineage: Eukaryota; Viridiplantae; Streptophyta; Pinopsida; Cupressales; Cupressaceae. The transcript is spliced from 2 exons. Gene Ontology annotation, biological process: response to light stimulus; photosynthesis, light harvesting in photosystem I. The coding region runs from base 188 to 1033 and encodes 281 amino acids. Gene Ontology annotation, cellular component: plastoglobule; chloroplast thylakoid membrane; chloroplast envelope.
CCGCUGCAAACGAAUGAAUGUCGAGCAGGCUGUACAACAGGAAUUACGAACGACGAGUGGCCACGUAAUCUCCGUGAAGGAUAAUGCUUUCCCCACCAUCCAUUGCCAUCAGAGGCAAUGAGAAAAAGCAAGAUAAUAUGAAUUCCCACAAGAAUUUCCACAUUGGUGCAGAGAAGCACUGUGAAUCAUGGCUGCCACCACCGCAUCUUUGCCCUCUUCUCUCUUCGCAGGGCAAAUAAAAUCCGCUAGAAAUGCAAGAAUCGCCAAAUUCGCCCCUCGCGUGCAGGCAAGGUUUAGUUUUGGGAAAAAGAAAGCGAAGCGCGCCCCCCCUCCGCCAAAGAAGGGUCAAUCUGUAGGGCGGCCAUUGUGGCUGCCGGGCUCAAAGCCGCCGGAAUGGCUGGACGGAUCUUUGGUCGGAGAUUACGGGUUCGAUCCGCUGGGGCUCGGCAAGCCCGCCGAGUAUUUGCAGUACGAGCUGGAUUCUCUGGACCAGAACCUGGCCAAAAACCUAUCCGGUGACGUCAUCGGGACACUUAUUCCCGACCAGGAAAUACAGCCGACGACGUUCAAGCCUUACAGCGAGGCUUUCAGCUUGCAGAGGUUCAGAGAGUGUGAAGUCAUUCAUGGUCGGUGGGCUAUGCUCGGCGUCGUUGGCGCCCUCGCCGUUGAGGCAUUUACCGGCGUUUAUUGGCAGGACGCCGGAAAGGUGGAGCUGGUGGAGGGUUCGUCCUACUUCGGACUGCCGCUGCCUUUCAAUUUAACGACCCUGAUAUGGAUAGAGGUUUUGUUGGUGGGUUACAUUGAAUUCCAGAGGAAUGCAGAGCUUGACCCAGAAUUGAGACUCUACCCAGGAGGAAAGUACUUUGAUCCCUUCGGUUUGGCGGCGGAUCCAGAGAAGAAAGAUGCGCUGAAAUUGGCAGAGAUUAAGCAUGCUCGCCUUGCAAUGGUGGCUUUCCUUAUAUUCGGACUUCAGGCAUUGUACACUGGCAAGGGCCCUCUCACCAUCUUCGUUGAGCUCUUGGGGAAGAAAUAAGUCUCCUCUUUAGUUGCAGAAAUCUAUCAUGUAAUGAAUUGAAUUGGGAAUAGUCUCAUUUCAUUCAAUUCACUGUGAUGGUUUAAUUUAAUUUCCUCGGCAUCAGUUUUUUUUUUCCAUAAACCUAGAGUACUCUGUUCUGAAAAAGUUAAUUUCUGUUUUGUAUUCUUGCUUAAGAAAUUGCAUCUGAACAUGAAUCUUAUUGGAACCAACUGCCAAGUUAAUCAUCGAUGAAGGUUGUAACCAUUAUUCA